UUUAGACUUCCGACGAUUAUUAUUCUCCCAAGUACUUCUUCCCUCCAUCCCUCAUCGAUGUAUGUCUAAUCUCCAACUCCAAAUUUCCGCUCUGUCGUCUAGGGCACUUUCUAUCCUUUUUGACGCUCGAUAAUCCGUGUUAUAUCCCUUACGUCUCCAAUCGACAUCACCUUUCCCUCCCCGCCAUCAGUGGGGUACUCUGACGACACCCAACAUUACCUCGUCCAACCUCCCCGCCCGACGUCUGAGAUAACUUACCGACUUCCCACCAUCUUACAACUACUACCAUCUCCAGACAGCCUCGCCUCAGAUUGUGAUUGCUGCGGCUAUCUAUUACGAUGAAUCCUCAUCAGCAGAACAAGAUUGAUACUAGCAAGUUGAGUCCCGAUGAGCAGCGCUUGCUGCGCCUCUAUGGAAAAAUGCCCAAUAAGAAAGAUCUGCUCCAAAACAAGCUCAAGGAGCGAAAAUAUUUUGAUUCAGGGGAUUAUGCUCUGAGCAAAGCCGGAAAGGCCUCAGAUGUUGGUGUGACCAACAUCGGUUCACAACACCCAGUUCCUGAAAAUAUUCCUCAUCUGACCGCUACAUCGCCCGGUGCGAACAACCCUAUGACCGCGGGAAAUAACGGUGGCAGCAUUUCCGCUCAGGGUGGGCAGCAUAUUCCUGGCAGCAUUAGCAGCCAUCCUGGGUCUGUUGGCUUCCAGAGCCGGAGCCCCAUUAAGGAAGGUAGCUUCCUUCAACGCGGAAGGAGUGUGGAUGAAUCUGAAAAUGCGUCUGAAGCAACCGAGAAUAAAGACCAGGAUGAAGCUGUAAGCCCGCCUCCUGCUACCGAGGGCGUCCCCAUUCGACGAUGAUCGAUUAUUCAAAAACGGCCAUUCUCUCAGUGUCCUAUUUUAUCGAUUCUCCCUUCUGAUAUUAUACCAAUGAAUGAUAGUAUGAAAAGAGCCUGGCGCCUUGGUUUCUGCUUUCUCUUUGGUGUAAUUUCGAAUGUCGGGUUCCUCGUUCGAACAUGUCGAGGUUUGAGGGGUCAGAA
This is a messenger RNA of Aspergillus versicolor CBS 583.65, 1030 nucleotides long. RefSeq names its product endosulfine family protein. Gene Ontology annotation, molecular function: protein phosphatase inhibitor activity. Gene Ontology annotation, cellular component: cytoplasm. Lineage: Eukaryota; Fungi; Ascomycota; Eurotiomycetes; Eurotiales; Aspergillaceae. The transcript is spliced from 3 exons. The record is from RefSeq and is a predicted model, not a curated record. The coding region runs from base 339 to 851 and encodes 170 amino acids.